UUCCGCCCCUGAUGAACCUCGUUUCGAUCACCACGACCACCUCUUUCAAUCAUGAAGGCCGUAGUGAUCACAAGCCCAGGCGGUCCAGAAGUCUUCAAGAAGUCUCAGACCCAGAAGUCAGAGACGACGAAGUUUUGAUCAAAGUUGUGGCCACUGCUCUCAAUCAAGCCGAUACCCAACAACGCAAAGGCUUAUACCCACCUCCCAAGGGUGCUAAUCCAUACCCAGGUCUCGAAUGUUCUGGAACCAUCGAAGCCGUCGGCAAAAAUGUCACUCGAUGGAAAAUCGGCGACGAGGUGUGUGCUCUUCUCAGUGGAGGAGGGUAUGCUGAGAAAGUAGCUGUACCAGUGGGACAAGUUCUUCCUGUUCCACCUGGUGUUUCUCUGAAAGAUGCCGCUAGUUUCCCUGAGGUGGCAUGCACUGUUUGGUCAACCGUCUUUCUGAUGAGCAAGUUAUCUGCAGGAGAGACAUUCCUGGUACAUGGAGGCACUAGUGGAAUUGGUACAUUUGCAAUUCAGAUGUCUAAAUAUCUAGGAAUCAAAGUGUUUGUCACUGCAGGAAGUGAGGAAAAAUUGGCUGCUUGCAAGGACCUCGGGGCCGAUGUCUGCAUCAAUUACAAGACAGAAGAUUUUGUUGCACGAAUGAAGGAAGAAACAGGAGGGAAAGAUCACACAAUCCUCAAUUUUAAUUUUGGCUGA
Molecule: messenger RNA, 698 nt
Organism: Ilex paraguariensis (yerba mate)
Lineage: Eukaryota; Viridiplantae; Streptophyta; Magnoliopsida; Aquifoliales; Aquifoliaceae
Source: the annotation of a GenBank genome assembly